Gryllus bimaculatus (two-spotted cricket) is the source of this 66-nucleotide messenger RNA. Lineage: Eukaryota; Metazoa; Arthropoda; Insecta; Orthoptera; Gryllidae. The record is from the annotation of a GenBank genome assembly.
AUGUACUACAUAGUGCGAAAAGCAGUGACGUAUGAUGAAGAAAUACUUUCUAGUAACAAGCGCAAG